Molecule: messenger RNA, 765 nt
Organism: Aspergillus calidoustus
Lineage: Eukaryota; Fungi; Ascomycota; Eurotiomycetes; Eurotiales; Aspergillaceae
Source: the annotation of a GenBank genome assembly
AUGACCCGGACAAUAAGAAUCGUAAUCAUCACCCCCGUCGCCAUCGACCUCUCCUUCUGGAAACCCCAAAUCGACCGCCUCUGCCGCGCCGGCGUAGAAGUCACCGAAACCUCGCUGCUCGCCGGCCCCGCCUCGAUCGAGUCCCGCGUCGACGAGGCCAUGGCCGUCCCCGGCAUGCUCGCUGCCGCACUCCAGGCCGAGAGGGACGGCGCGCACGCGCUCGUCAUCAGCUGCAUGAGCGACCCGGGCCUGGACGCGCUCCGCGAAGCCGUCACCAUCCCCGUCGUCAGCGUCGCGCAGGUCUCCAUGGCGACGGCCGCGAGCCUAGCACACAAUUUCGGCAUCGUGACGGUCCUGGACCGCGCCGCGCCGAUUCUGCGCGCCAACGCGGCGCACUGUGGCUAUGAGCGGCGGUAUGUUGGGUGUCGCUCGGUGGAGAUCCCCGUGCUGGAAAUCCACAGCCGUGCGCGCGAGGUGCAAGAGGGUCUGAACCGGCUUGCACUGGAGCUGGUGGAGCGGGAGGGCGCUGGGGCGGUGAUCCUGGGGUGUGGAGGGCUGAUGGGCUGCGCGGGGGAAAUUCGCGAGUUUUUGGCAAAGCGAGGCAUCGCGGUGCCUGUCAUUGACCCGUUGCCGACCACGGUCUCCUUUGCGGUUACCCUGGUCGAGCAGGGACUGAGCCACAGUAGGGUCAGCUAUCCGCAAGCACAAGUCAAACCGUACAAAGGAUAUGAGUUUGUAGACCAGAUGGACAAGCUGCUCCUUUGA